Capsella rubella is the source of this 698-nucleotide messenger RNA. RefSeq names its product beta-galactosidase 6. Gene Ontology annotation, molecular function: carbohydrate binding. Lineage: Eukaryota; Viridiplantae; Streptophyta; Magnoliopsida; Brassicales; Brassicaceae. The record is from RefSeq and is a predicted model, not a curated record. The transcript is spliced from 2 exons. Bases 101 to 580 code for a protein of 159 amino acids.
CAAAACUUUGAUUAGUCCAUAAGAGUAGUCUACUUAAUUAUUUUCGAUAACUUAUUAACUUGGUUAUGAGAACAUAAAAAGAAAAAAGAAAAAAAGAAAAAUGAAUACUUUACGUGCUUGUCGUCAUCAUCAGCAUGUCUUAAUUAUGCUUCUUGUUCUACUUCAUUCCUCUCUGUUUUGUUUAGCUUCAAAGAUGGAUGUUUCUUAUAAUUAUGAUGAACGAAACAUCAUGAUCGACGGUGACCAGAAACGUUUUCUCACAACUUCAUCUCGACAUGGCAAGGAACAUGUAGCAUGUACGAAUCAAGAACCUGAUCCCGGUCCGCUGACACGUAUUUCUUGCAAUGGACCUGGAUAUGUUAUGACGAAGAUCAAUUUCGCUGAGUAUGGUAAUCCCACUGGUACAUGUGGACACUUUAGACACGGCAAUUGCCGCUCACAAGCGACCAUGAGGAUCGUCAAAAAGAAUUGUCUUGGAAAAGAGAGGUGUCACCUUUUUGUUACGGACGAGAUGUUCGGUCCGAGCCACUGCGAAGGAGCUCCUAUGCUCGCUGUUGAAACCACUUGUACAAAAGCUUAGGUUUUCAUAUAUAUUAGUUUUCUCCCUUUUAGAUCUCGUUUUGGACAAGUUUUUGUGUUUCUCGUUUUUUCCAUGCUUGGAUCUUUAUGUUGUCGAUCAUCAUGUUUUAAAUGUUUGA